AUGUCUAACGAGAAUAAGGAAGUAGUCAUCGAUCCAAGAUUCAGAGAUAUCUACACAUGGAAGGGUGAUCUCGAAGAGUCUAAUGCUGUCAUUUCUAUCAAAGUUGUUGAUGGAUUUGAUCCGGCCAAAGUUACUGUCGCUCUCAACGAUAAGAAGAAUGCUAUUUCUGUUCGUUAUCCAGAUCAGCCACCGAUCAUUGAAGGUCAACUUUUCGGCGAAGUCAAAGGUGUUUCAACCCAACUCGUCGAGGAUGGCAAAGUUUUCAAAAUCAUCAUUGAGAUGCUCAAACAAGAGGAUCCAGAAAUCCUUGUUACUGACAUCCACCCAGAUACACACCAAUUAGAUCCAAUGUCCUCUUACAUCAUCUUCUCUGAUCGUGCCAAGACGAUGAGUGAUGCUCUUUCAGACGAGCACUUCAAAUAUCUCGAAUUUGGCCUCAAUGCUAACUUCGUUCCAUCAUUAUUAACAGCUGCCGAAAUUUUCCAGCAUGUUCCAGAUCUUGCAAGCAAAGCAAUUGAAUUAUACAUCAUUGCUGCAGAUAAAUACGAUGCUUCUCCAGCUCAGCUCCAACUUGGUUUGUUAUUAAUUCGUAACCAGAAGUUCGAACGUGGUUUCGAAUUCAUCGAGCGUGCUUCAAAGGACAAGCAAUUUACACUCCCAUCCAUAAUCCUUGGUAUCUUACUUUCUCCAAUUGCAGAUAUGGAAUAUCCAAAGAAGGAUGCCAAGCGCGCUGCUGCUAUCUUCGAAGAAGUUCUCAAGACAGAGCGCUCACACAUCGCACUCCACGAACUCGCUAUGCUCUACUACAACGGUAUUGGCGUUGCAAAGGAUGAGGCCAAGGCCAAGGAGCUUAACGAAGAAGCCGCUAAGAUUAACGGCGGUGAAGUUCCUCCACUGGAAGUCCGUGAUGAGACAUACAAGCCAAAGCCAAUGGUCGAUGAGUGCGGAUGCGGACAUUGUCACUGCCACGAGCACGAACAUGAGCACGAGCAUGAACACUGCCACUGCCAUGAAGGAGAAAACCAUGAAUGCUGCGGUAAGUGCGAUGGGAAAGGCGGAUGCGGCAAAUGCGACGGCAAAUGUGGCUGCGGCGACCAUUGCGGCUGCCAUGAUAAGAACUAA
This is a messenger RNA of Trichomonas vaginalis G3, 1122 nucleotides long. RefSeq names its product tetratricopeptide repeat domain domain-containing protein. The transcript has a single exon. The record is from RefSeq and is a predicted model, not a curated record. Lineage: Eukaryota; Parabasalia; Trichomonadida; Trichomonadidae. Gene Ontology annotation, molecular function: protein binding. The coding region runs from base 1 to 1122 and encodes 373 amino acids.